GGUUGACGCUGCUGACGCCGCUCCUCCGCCAUCUUCAACUUCCCAUUGUUUGCAUCAGACUGAGGCUGUCUGCGGUGUGUGUGUGUGUGAGAGCGGACUCGGGCAGCAGUUCAUAAUAAAAUACUAGAUAGAGCCUUUACGUUCGCGGUCGCCCAAGUUCAGCAUAAGCUAUUUGUAUGUCAAGGGAUUAAACUCUUCUCAGGACGCGACCACUGAACCAUGAUGAUGGACGACGAUCAACCCAAAACCUUGUAUGUGGGGAACCUGUCCAGGGAUGUCACUGAGCCCCUCAUUCUGCAGGUUUUCACACAGAUUGGACCCUGCAAGAGCUGUAAAAUGAUAGUUGAUACGGCUGGAAAUGAUCCAUACUGCUUUGUCGAGUUCUAUGAACACAGGCAUGCUGCUGCCUCAUUGGCAGCCAUGAACGGACGGAAAAUAAUGGGUAAGGAGGUCAAAGUCAACUGGGCCACAACGCCAACCAGCCAGAAAAAAGACACAAGUAAUCACUUCCAUGUCUUUGUCGGAGACCUCAGCCCAGAUACCACAGAAGACGUCAAAGCUGCCUUCGGUCCAUUUGGCAGGAUAUCGGAUGCCCGUGUUGUGAAAGAUAUGGCUACAGGGAAAUCUAAAGGCUAUGGCUUUGUGUCUUUCUUCAACAAGUGGGAUGCAGAGAACGCCAUUCAGCAGAUGGGGGGUCAGUGGUUAGGAGGCAGACAGAUCCGAACUAACUGGGCCACAAGAAAGCCCCCUGCCCCAAAGACCACCUAUGAAAAUAACUCCAAGCACCUAUCCUUUGAUGAAGUAGUGAACCAGUCCAGCCCCAGUAACUGCACCGUGUACUGUGGUGGAGUCAGCACAGGACUGACAGAACAACUGAUGAGACAGACCUUCUCCCCGUUUGGACAAAUCAUGGAAAUCAGAGUUUUCCCAGACAAAGGCUACUCUUUCGUGAGGUUUAACUCCCAUGAGUCAGCAGCUCAUGCCAUUGUGUCAGUGAAUGGCACCUCACUAGAGGGCCACAUAGUCAAAUGUUACUGGGGCAAGGAGACGCCAGACAUGAUGAACCCCAUGCAGCAGAUGCCCAUGCCGCAGCAGAACAAGAUGGGCUUUGCUGCGGCCCAGCCCUACGGCCAGUGGGGUCAGUGGUACGGCAAUGGGCCCCAGAUUGGCCAGUAUGUCCCCAACGGCUGGCAGGUCCCCACCUAUGGCGUCUACGGCCAGGCCUGGAAUCAGCAGGGCUUCAAUCACUUACCGGCCAGUGCUGGGUGGACUGGCGUGAGCGCCAUCAGUAACGGUGGGGUUAUGGAGCCUACGCAGGGAUUGAAUGGGAGUAUGCUAGCCAACCAGCCCGGUAUGGGAGCCGCAGGAUACCCCACACACUGAUAAGGGGGUGGGGUGGGAGAUUUGUCAACCGUCAGCCUUUUAAUGGCUGUAAGGUGCCCCGCGGGGCUGUGUAACACCGCCUCCAUUUGCGGCAGGACUAAGACUUUUACUGGGACGUGGAACCUAAUGGGGAGGUUGACAUCGAUAGAAGAUGUAAAUGGGAUUUCAUGGGGGGUUGAGGUAAGGGGAGCCAGGGAGGAGCAAUUUGACCCACACAGGUAUUUACACCCUUUGUGGUAGGCAAGACUGGCCACGAACCAGUGCUCUUACCAUUUUUAAGUUAACUGUAAAUGAAUAUAAAACUGUAAAGGAGAAACUUUUGGAUUUGCGCUUUUUUUUUUUUUUUUUUUUUUUUUUUUUUGGUUUACAUUUGACUCAAAUAGCUUCCAUUUUCACAUCUCCCCUCUUGGACACUCAACGAGGGGUUGUCGUUUUUUAAAGAUGAGAAACUGUUUCAGUCUGAAUCAUGUGCUAAGUUAUGAAUCUUAGUUAUUGUUUGAGGAAUGGAAAUCAGUUUAAUUUUUUCUCAUUUUCUCUUGGAUUAAAACCAAUUGCAGGGAUUGUUGCCACUGCUGUUUCUCUGUAAGGGCAGAUAAAUAUUGCACAGUUUUUCCUCUCUUGUACUUGGACGAAUUUGAUUACCAAGAGUGUUUUUCUUUUUGCAUUCCAUUUCUCCUUCACAUCUUUCGGACAGCCUCAAAUCUUUUCUCCACGUGUAAAUAACCAUGCAUUCAUUUGAAACAAUGUAAGUAAAAUGCUACUGUUAACUGUGGGUGCUUGCUUUCUUUAUUUUUUUUUUUUUGUUUUGAUAACUCAACAGUUAACUCCAACAUUGUACGUAGCAGAGUGGCACUAUCAAAUGUGACACUGGCACAGUGCAACACGUGAUUCUUCCAUGCAGGGACAAGACAGCAUUGCCAUGCAGUGCAAACUUAAAAGUUAACACAGUUCCAGAUGUUAAAGGGUGAACAUGUAUGACACUUCUGAUGGUUUUUUUUUUUUUUUUUUAAAUAUAUAUUGAAACGCCAGUAUUUUGUAUCACAGACCUGAGUGGAUUCAAACUUUACACUGUUGCCCUUUUUGCCAGAGUAAUGGGGAGGCCUACAUAAUUGUUGCCUUAUAGAGCUGGUUUCUUUUAGCUGACAUGAUCACUCUUUUAAUUAGGCAGUGCCUACGGACAUUUUCAGACCCUUUUGUUUAGAAAGGUGUUAGCCCUGAGAAUUGAUAAUGACUCUGCUACUGUAAUCAAUGUUUUCUUGCUUUGUCCAAUUAAAAUGCUGAUGCGCAUAAACCACA
This is a messenger RNA of Myripristis murdjan (pinecone soldierfish), 2679 nucleotides long. Its product is annotated as nucleolysin TIA-1-like. Lineage: Eukaryota; Metazoa; Chordata; Actinopteri; Holocentriformes; Holocentridae. Gene Ontology annotation, molecular function: RNA binding. The record is from RefSeq and is a predicted model, not a curated record.